This is a messenger RNA of Chara braunii, 1255 nucleotides long. The record is from the annotation of a GenBank genome assembly. Lineage: Eukaryota; Viridiplantae; Streptophyta; Charophyceae; Charales; Characeae.
GGCUAAGAUGAAGAGGUUGGAGGAGGAGAUGAAGAGGGUUCAACAGGAGGAGGAAAAAAGAAGAAAGGCUGUUGAAGCAGAAGUAGCAGCAGAAGAAGAAAAAAGAGAAUGAGGAUUAAGAGUGGAGAAGGGAGUUGUGGCACGAUGAAGAGGGAUACAAAUGCUGAGAUGGAGAAGAAGAUAAGUGAGUGGGUCGCUAAUUUAUCGUUGGGAGAAGACGAGGAGGCGAAGUCUUAUGUGACUCAGGAUGAGAGGGAUGCGCUAGCCAGUGAGCUAGCAACAAUGAAGGACCCUAUGGAACGGCAAGAAAGGGAGGAGGAGCAAAAGUUGGCGUGGAAAUUGAGGAUGAAGAAGGAAAAGAAGAGGAGGAGAGAGGAAGUCAACAAAUUGACCGCAGCGGUGGCGAAGGUGCAGGAGUGUAGGAAAGAAGUGGAGGCGCAGGCAGACGACAAGGCCAAAUGGGAUAAGGUCUUGGGCUACCUAGAGGUGCCGAGCACAGCAUGGAUCGAGGAGCGCCAAGCUAGUUGGAGCGAGGAGGUAGCUUUGAGUGCCAUGCGAUUGGGAUUUAGAGACUUUGCGCGCGAUAUAGUCACCCACAUUGGGGGCGAAGUCAAGCAACUGAGGGACAACGUGGGGAAGUUUUGCGAAGGCGCCAUUGAAGGUGCCAAAGCAAUAGCCGCUGUAGAGGGCGAGGUCAGACCCCGUAAAGAGCCUGUAAAGCUCAAGUUCCCAGACGCAUACGGGGGGAAGAAGGAGGAGAACUUUGACAAUUGGGAGGCCAGUGCCAAUAGUUACAUAUAUUUACAGCACAUCCUGUCAGAGGAACAAGUCCUCGUGGCCUUCCAGGCCCUUAAGGAUGAGGCGGCUAGUUUUGCCAGAUCCCUUGCGCGCGCAGCCGGUUGUGAAAACAACCUGGUUGCAUAUUCAAGAGUCACCCCCCUUCCUCAAUUCUUUAAGCUUCUGAAGGAGCGAUUUGCAGACCCAACAAGAGGCAUUCACGCCUCUGACAAGCUACAAACGAUCCACGCGCGACAGUGGAGGAGUGCAAGAGCACUCAAAGGUACCAUGGACGACUUGGUAGCCGUCCCAGACCAUGGGGUCACUGAGACCCAGUUGGUCCAAUUAUUUUAUCGUGCCAUGCCAGAGGCCCUACGUGGGCAUUUCUUUGACUAGUCUCAACAGGCCGGCAUCACCUAUGAUGCAUUGAGUAGAGAAGUGGUCCUGUAUGAGUCGAAGUCCAUGCCAGUUACCACCU